Caenorhabditis sp. 36 PRJEB53466 is the source of this 1275-nucleotide messenger RNA. The record is from the annotation of a GenBank genome assembly. NCBI's taxonomy places the organism in Eukaryota, Metazoa, Nematoda, Chromadorea, Rhabditida, Rhabditidae.
AUGGCUCCAGAUCCGACCACUUUUGACCGAGCUUUCAAAUUUGUGAUAUGUGGAGCGAAAGAGGUAAGUACUGUAAUGACUCUAAUUGAAGCUCAUGCCGAUACCUUUCAUUGAUUACGACGUAAAUCGGUUAAUUGUAAAGAUAUCAAAAAGUAGUCAACAGAUAAAUAUUUGCAGUAUCUUCAUUAACAAUUUAUUAGUUGACGACUUUUUUAUAUCUUUACCGGCAACUGAGAUAUAUUGUCUAGAAUGAACGGUAUUGGGGUGCCCUUUUAUUACAGUUUUGCGUGUAUUCUGUGUUUUUGAAAAGGUGACAAAUAAAAUUAGAUGACCUCCCAAUCUAGACAAUCAAAACUUCCACUUUUCGACUUGUUUUUGCUUGAAUUCCUCGCCUCAAAAACAUUCGCAUCUAUUCAUUUGCCCCUCUUUUCAUUAUUUGGUCCCCUCGAUUUGGUCUUUGUACAGUCUCUGUUCUGAUGAUGCUUCGAGAGAUCGAAAGGGUCGAAAACUGAUGAGAUUGAAACUGAUAACAUGAAUAAAUUAACCGGAAAUGACUAAAAUUGAGGUGAAGAUGAUAGUUUGGUGAGCGAUUAGAAGAUGUAUAAAAUAUGAAUUAUCAGGUCGGCAAGAAGACUUUGCUCCGAUCGUUUUGUACGGAAGGAGACGAUGAGAACAUUUGGACGACGUUGAACGUGGACGAGGAGAAGGUGUUGGUGGAAGCGACGGUUUCGGAGAAGUGGGAGGAGGGCAGGGAGAAGGAAUUCGACGGAGUCGUCCUCGUCUUCUCGACCACCGACGUCAGGGUGAGUAAGAGACUUGGAAUUAAAUGGACUGGGAUCAUUUCUUCAGAGUUUCGAGUACACUUUGGAAAUUCUGAACGAGAUUCAGAAGACGGCGGAGAAGAAGCAUCUGGUAUUCAUUGAGAACAAAAUGGAUUUGGUUGAACAGACGCAGAUGGACAAGGAUUUGGUGGAAGGGGAGCUGAAGAAGAGGCACAAGAGACUCUACAGGUACCGAUCGGACAAGAAGAAGAAGGAGAACAAGAAGCUGACUGCUCUUUUCCAGAGUUUCGGCGACGGAAGAGUUCAUGGUCAUGCAUCCGUUCGCGUAUUUGAUUGAGAAGCUGACACGCCACAAGAAGGAUGAGAACCAGAACGAGAGGUUCGUCGGGGAAACGGGCACUAAUCGGAAGUGUGCGAUACUAACGACGAAAAAUCAGAACUUCCCAUCAAUUCACUCAAUUUCAGCGUUUCAGAAAACAGUCUUCGUCUGUGA